GACCGCCGCUCCGCCAGGGGGCGCUCUCGCCGCGCGCCCGCUCUGCCAUUGCGCCUGCGCAGGGCCGCCCCCUGGGGGAAGCGGCGUCUGAGCGCAGUGCGGCGGCGAUGGAGCGGGCGGACGGCGGGCGCGUGGUGCUGUGCGUGCUGUGCGGGCUGCCGGCCGCCGGCAAGUCUACGCUGGCCCGCGCUCUGCGCCGCCAACUGCCGCUCCGCCAGGGCUGGGACUGCGCGCUGCUCGUCUACGACGACCUCAUCCCGGAGGGGGCCUGGGGGCGGGGCGAGCCUCCGGACGGGGAGCCCCCAUUGGACUCCGCCUGGAAGCGGCGGCGGCGGGAAGUGCUGCGGCUCCUGGAGCGCUUCCUGCGGGCGCUGCGCUCCGGCUCCCCCCCGCCCGGCCCCGCCCCGCCUGCCUGGGGCCGCUUCCUGAGCUGCUGCGCCGAGCAGGGGCCGCUCCCGGGGCGGGACGGAGGCGGUGCCGGGGUCCGCCCGCUGUGCGUCGUCCUGGAUGACAACUUCUACUACCGCAGCAUGCGAUACGAGGUGUUCCAGCUGGCUCGCGAAUUUUCCGUGGGAAUAAACAGGAGGCGCUACUUUUGGAGCAAGCAGCAUAGGAGCUGCUGGGUCUCACGCUGCCGUUGUGCUGCCCUCAGAACUGGGCUCCCAUCCACAGGAUCAGCACUCGUGCACGGCCUCGUCCAGACAACUGUCCAUUGCAUCCCUGCAGAUUGCCUGGGCUUCUGCCAGCUCUUCCUGGAAUGCCCCCUGGAGCUGUGCCUGCAGAGGAACCGCCUGCGGGGCAGCCCGGUGCCCGAGGGGACGAUCUGCCGUAUGGCACAGAGAAUGGAGCUGCCAGAGCCUGAGAAGAACCCCUGGGAGCAGAACAGCCUCAUCCUGAGUUGCUCUGCGUGCACCCUGGAGGAGCAGUGUGAUGCUGGGCUGAUGGAGGCUUUCCACGUGCAGAUAAUUAAUUUGCUGGGCACUGCGUUGCAAAAUCCCGUGAAGCAAAACAAGGAAGACACUGAGCAGAAGGAAGCAGAUCGAGCGAUCUGUGCAGCCAGUGCUGUCCAUCAAGCUGAUCAGACGUGCAGACGAAUCAUCUCUCAAACUAUGAAGGAGGCAAAAGAUAAGAACGUGCUCCCAAGUGAGAUGAAAAGCCUGGCAGAAGAACUCAACAAACUCAAGGCAGAAUUUCUGGAAGAUCUGCGGCAUGGAAGUCAUGUGGGAAACGAAUCUGGCCAACAAAAUCCCACUACUGACCCUGCUACCAGUGUGCUUUCUUCAUUCCAACCAGUACUGAUGAAAACACCUGAGAGUGACAGCUUCCUCCUCAGGGCUCAGCCACCUCUAACUCCUCCUGGUUUAUGGAACAGGGAUGCUGUACAGCACAGCAGCCUGGGAGGAAUGCCUGCAAGUCAUCAAGUUCCACUUCUCUCUUGCAAUGGGACCAGCAUCGGGCUGGCCUGGCUUUCCCAGAACCUCAUCCAGCUGAGGUUUCAAAGAGCACCUUGAAUGGCAGCCUGCUCAGCUCUGUUCCCAACAGGUAGCUGAGCAUUUCCACAGCUCUUUUGUGCCUGACAGGGUGUAAAAGCAGUGAGAUGGCAUUUAGCACAUUGAGUGAUAGGUUGACAAUAAAUGAACUGCAGCAUCCAAAGUCAGGAUACAGACAGUUAUGCUCCAUUCAAGUGCUGUCUCAGUUUCCCAAGUCCAAUUUUUAGGUCAGGCUCUCGGCCUCUCUACAGCAACACUGUAAAGGAAAAGAUUUGAAACACCUUAAAUUGAGAUUCAGAGCUGCAGGCACACAUGAAUGCAGGUUGGAAUAACUUGGAUGUCCAGAGGAGCUUAAAAGUUGGUGCUGCCUUCAAAGCUGUUACAAGACAUUCAUUUCCAUGCAUAGGGACAUCCAGCUUAGGGUGACGAAAGGCUUGAUCUCACC
Messenger RNA from Lagopus muta (rock ptarmigan), 1935 nucleotides. It is a transcript of the gene PSTK, whose product is annotated as phosphoseryl-tRNA kinase. NCBI's taxonomy places the organism in Eukaryota, Metazoa, Chordata, Aves, Galliformes, Phasianidae. The record is from RefSeq and is a predicted model, not a curated record. Gene Ontology annotation, molecular function: kinase activity; tRNA binding.